Messenger RNA from Linum tenue, 1156 nucleotides. NCBI's taxonomy places the organism in Eukaryota, Viridiplantae, Streptophyta, Magnoliopsida, Malpighiales, Linaceae. The record is from the annotation of a GenBank genome assembly.
GGAGGACAGGAAAAGAAGCAAUAAAUGGAAUACCCACUUUGAAAAAGACUCUUCCCUUUUAAUUAAUUGUUCUUCUCUCUAUUGUAUAAACCCAAACAUUAUAUUCUCCCAUCCUCUCUCUCCAUCUUCUUAGCUUCUCCUAUUCCUUUCUUGUCUUUCUAUACACAGAGCUUCUUCUUCUGCAGCUCUCUUGUGGAAAAUUUCCAUUCCAUGAACAUCAUUGAUCAUACCACAACACAAGCCACAAACUUCUGUUGUCUUCCUAGUUAGUCCCUUAAGUUAUACAAACUCUCUUUUCCAUCCCAAAUUGAGUUGGUUUCUAUUCUGUUCCCAGCCAAUUUAAUGGAAGUUUCCAGCAGAAGGAGGGCUCUGCUCAAAGUCAUCGUCCUUGGGGAUAGUGGGGUGGGGAAGACAUCCUUAAUGAAUCGAUAUGUGUACAAGAAGUUCAACCAACAAUACAAAGCGACAAUCGGUGCUGAUUUUGUGACGAAAGAGCUUCAAGUAGAUGACAAAGAUGUCACUUUACAAAUAUGGGACACAGCUGGGCAAGAGAGGUUUCAGAGCCUUGGAUCAGCGUUUUACAGAGGAUCGGAUUGUUGUGUUCUUGUGUACGACGUUAAUGUGCUUAAAUCGUUCGAAACACUGACUAACUGGCAUGAUGAGUUCUUGAAACAGGUAGAUCCAGUACAUCCAGAUGUAUUCCCUUUUGUGCUACUUGGGAAUAAGAUUGACAUUGAUGGUGGAAACAGCAGAGUGGUUUCAGAAAAGAAAGCAAGAGAAUGGUGCAGUAGUAAGGGAGACAUUCCAUACUUCGAGACAUCAGCCAAAGAGGAUUACUAUGUAGAUGAUGCCUUCCAAUCCGUAGCCAAAGUUGCCCUUCAAACCGACAACCAACACGACAUUUACUACCAAGACAUAUCAGAAGCUGUUUCCGAAGUUGAUCAAAGAGGGAGUUGUGCAUGCUAUAACGUUCGACAAAUAUAUGAGCAUCUAAGAUUAGAUGAAAGCAUGAUUCAAACUACGUGAGUGUGAGAUCAACCAUUUGAGUCUCCUACGUACCAAAUUUCAUUUCUAGCGGUUAUAUGACUAUUUGGAGCUAAUUUUUUUCCCACUCUCUUUCUCUUCAUUGAUUCUAUUCAUUAGUGAGCCUAUACUU